Messenger RNA from Fonsecaea multimorphosa CBS 102226, 615 nucleotides. RefSeq lists its product as uncharacterized. Gene Ontology annotation, cellular component: nucleolus; preribosome, large subunit precursor. NCBI's taxonomy places the organism in Eukaryota, Fungi, Ascomycota, Eurotiomycetes, Chaetothyriales, Herpotrichiellaceae. Gene Ontology annotation, molecular function: mRNA binding. Bases 1 to 615 code for a protein of 204 amino acids. Gene Ontology annotation, biological process: ribosomal large subunit biogenesis; intracellular mRNA localization. The transcript has a single exon. The record is from RefSeq and is a predicted model, not a curated record.
AUGGCGCCCAAACCGCCGUCAAGCUCAAAAUCAUCCGCGAAGAAUCCCAAAGCGCGCAAGUCUGCCACCACUACAGGGCCAUCCUCGAAGAAGUCCAAAAUCACAAAACGGCCACCGCCAAAACAGGUCAAAACUCGCCCCGGCGUGCAUUCCCAAACAUCAACACAGGGCACGAAGCCAUCCAAGCGCAAAAAUCAAAAGACUUACACCGACAAGGACCUCAAUCUCCCGGCCCUCAACAUGAUAACGCCCGUGUCCGCACCCGAGAACCCCACCUCUCACGCCCGCAAGGGAGGCACGGGGAAGAAGAAGAACAAGAUCUACAUUGACGACGAGGAAUCCAUGCGCACGAUCCUGGCCAUGGUCAACGCGGAGAAGGAAGGGCAGAUCGAGAGCAAAUUGAUCAAGGCGAGGCAGAUGGAGGAAAUCAGAGAGGCGCGGAGGAAGGAGAUGGAGAAGAGGAAAGAGAGUAAGAGGGAGGAGCUGGAAGGUGUCAAAAAGGGGUUGAAGAAAGGGAAGAAGGCAAAAAGAGAGAGGGACACGGGAAACGAUCAGGAAGGAAAUGGACAAUCCAACACCAAGACAAAGACCAAGAAGCGAGUCUCGUUUGCGUGA